CUCUUCUGUUUUAAGAUCAGGGUUUCCAUGGAUACACAACAACAGAACAUCUCAUUUUCAGGGAUAUGCCAAAGACUUCUUCCAUAAUUAAGAACGAAAAAUAGCUAACUAGGUGCUUCCUAACCUUGGAUAUUCGUUGUGUUAUUAUAAUGGUGACUUUCCUGUCAUUAUUUUAGCUGUUAUUUAUUUUGGUUGAUGAUAGUGGACUAUUUUUGACGAUCAUCAUGCCGCAGAGUAUAGGGUCUUCAUCUAGGCUCUCUGGUAGCUCCCAUUCACGUCGCUAUCGCACCCUGGCACUCACCUCUCAUGUGGAUGAGAGCCUCUUUGGAACCCCAAAACAGGCUCUGUCAGCCUGCAAUGUCAAGGACGCUGAGAGGGGUGGCCGGUUCGGACCCAGGGGCCAGUCCAGGUCUGCUCCAAGUCAGAAGACUCAGAACCUAGAGACAGUUCGCAUCAUCACAAAGGACCUCAUCCGAGACCUGAAGAUACCGAGUAAGGAUCCGUCUGGGUUGUCUAUCAUCCUCCGCCCAACUGAUAUCGAGCGGAUCACAACAGCUUCUCUGGUUUCAACCAAGGAGGAGCGGGAGUUCACGUUGGAAUCCCAGAGGAGGGAGAGAGAAGCAGCUAUGGAUGCUGCUGAGGAUAGGAAGGCCCAUAUCCGCCAGGCUGACCUGUCUCGUCAGAAGAACCAGGGCCUAAGUGAACUGGAGGUCGAGGCCAAGGAAAGAGCUCAGUAUCUGCUGGAGAGGGCCAACGCCAUGAGGAUGGAGCAGGAGGACGAGGUCAAGAAACUCAAUGAGUUGAUCCUGGGUGCCCGGUGCCACGCGGUGAGGGAUGCCCAGAUCCUAGAGAGGCAGCAGAUCCUGGCUGAGCUACAGGAGGAGGAGAGGCGUCUGGAUGCCAUGAUGGAGGUGGACCGCAGGAGAGCCCUGGAGGCCCAGGAGCAGAUCGACGAGCUGCGCAAACACCAGAGGAUCCAGGGAAAGCAGCUGAUUAUAAACCAGAUUGAGGAGCGUCUGGAGGACAGGAUGCUGCAGAAUGAGAUGAAGGAGCAGGAGGGCCAGCAGAUGCUGGAGAACCUGGAGAAGAUGCAGAUGGAGGAGCUGGAGGCUCUGGAGAGGAAGAAGGAGGAGCAGCAGCGUCUGCAGCAGGAGAUCCUCCGUAUCAAUGAGGACAGCCUGCUGGCCAAGGAGCGCAACAAAGAGGAGGAGAGACUGGCUGACCUCCGGGCUAUGGAGUACACCCACAAGAAAAUGGAGCGGGAGGCUGAGUACGAGGCUGAACAGAGACGCAUCAAGAGAGAGAAGGAGAAGGACGUGGCCAGACUGCGAGCCCUACAGGAGAGAGAAAAAGACCACAAGGCAGAGCAGGAUGAGCUUCGAGCCAGGAGGAACCAGGAGGGAGCAGAGAGAGAUUGGAGGAGAAAAGAGAAGGAGCAGCUCAAGAAGAAGGUGGAUGUUGAGGAGAGGUUGAAGGCAGCUCGCUUGGAGCAGGUCACACAUAAGGAGCACCUCCUAUCCAUCGAGGCUGGGCGAGAGAGGGCUGAGUUUGACAGGGUUUUGAGGGCCCAGCAGGUAUCCAUCUGUAAGGAGAAGGACAAGGAGGAGAAACACAGGAUCAAGGUGUUGCGUCACGCUGACGGGGUGCGCCAGCAGGUGAGGGAGCGGGAGAUGCAGGCCAUCGCCCUGCGCAGGGAGGUCUACAAAGAGGGAGACCGGCUGGACGAGGAGGCCCGCCAUCGCCGCAUCCGCCUUGAUGAGAUCAAGGAGAAGAAGCUCAGGGAGCUCAAGGCUGCUGGACUUCCAGAGAAGUAUUGCAAUGAAGUGGAGAGAAGGGUGCAUGCUCUCCCUGCUCUGGCUCACUAGCAUGACUGACAGACUGCAACACAAACCCUGAUCUUUAUCAAAGAUUUCACAAUAGAGAUAAAUUGGCACUGCCAUCACACUUUGACAGGGUAGAGAAAAUAAUUAGUACAGGGUAUAAAUCUAGUGCAGCACCUUUGUGUUAGUGAUCAUUAGAUCAUUUCUGAAUAAAGAUGACUAUUACAAACUAUGAAUAUUUAUAAUUGUACUGUAGGCAUGACCUUAAGUAGUGCACAUGAACUAUUCAACAACUGAUCAAAGCAAAAAUAAACAUGUAUUGUUAAUAUAUUGACUUAAAUGUGAUUUUAAAAUUUACUGUUUUUUUGUUAGAUCAAUUAAUUGGACUGUGUCUAACAGAUUCCAGUCAUACAGGACCCAAUAUUAUUUUAUCUACAGGAUAUCAUUUUUAUUUAGUCUUUUAAAUGUCCCUUUCAGCAUGGCUUUUAUGACUAUGUUUAUUGUUAAUAUGCAUGAUAAUAGAAAGGUAUGUUCAGAGAUUAGGAUGACACUUUACACACACAGCUCAAAAGCACUUUGGGAAUAAAUACAUCAAGGUAAAUACAGGCUUUUAUUUCAGACCAUUCUCAACAAAUCACUAUGCUGUAGUACUGAGAUCUAAUUCUUCAUAAUAACCAUUGAAAUACAUAACCUACAGGAGUGUUACUGAUCUAAACAAGUUGACAUUAGGACACCAAAAGGAGCCUGUCCUCCAAUUCCUCUAUUUGUUCUCAGAGCCAAUCGCACUGACCGAACCAAACGGGACAGAGCUGAGGAGGACGACAAGUAGGAUCGCCACUUUUUUUUUUAAUGAUCCUUCUUAUGUACACACAAAAAUAUGGUGACCUAGAACACCACAACACCUGGCAUCCACAGACCUCAGCACAAGGAGGGUGAUGAGUAAAUACACAUGUACGGGUCUGCAGUCAGCCGUCGAUCGCCCCUGCAUAUACACAGACACGGGUCUGCAGUCAGCCGUUGAUCGCCCCUGCAUAUACACAGACACGGGUCUGCAGUCAGCCGUCGAUCGCCCCUGCAUAUACACAGACACAGUCUCACACACAAGCACUGUACACAGCAAAACAGGUCACCUAGAUUAAACACACAGAGUCAACAAAGGAGGACUAACAUCUACUGGGGUUGACUGUAGAGCCAGUAUAGGCCGAGGGGGAUUCAAAUUCUUAUUUAGAUCAUUAGAACACACACUCAGAUACAUACGUCUAUGCAUUUAAAACUCCAUAAAGCUACACGCCUGUGCAGAAUAUACUAUUGUUACUUAGUGUUGCUAGCUAUAGUCAUUGAAGUGGCAAUAUAUGUUCAAAUAUUAUGUAACCUUUUUUCAGAAUAUACAAUAAUGAAAUGCAUUAUACAGACAAUAGACAAUGUAAACUGUUCACACGUUCAGUACAUCAAAAUUAAGGGUUUCUAUUAGUUUCUUCUCACGACAGUGCAAAUCAGAUGUUCCAACUACUUCAAAAAGGCUAACUGCUUCUUUCUAAGGUCCACUUAAAUACAUAACAUAAACCUGUUAAAAAAAACAAAGGAAGUGUUCAGUAGUCAUAAAUAUGGAAUGUGGAAAACCAAAAAAAAAAAGUUGUCCAAUUUCUGUUAAAAAAAAAAAUACAAAUAAAAAAAAAGUCAUUCAUUGCAGUUAAGGGAGAACAGAAUAAAAAUAAUUGAAUGA
Messenger RNA from Oncorhynchus gorbuscha (pink salmon), 3543 nucleotides. It is a transcript of the gene cfap45, whose product is annotated as cilia and flagella associated protein 45. NCBI's taxonomy places the organism in Eukaryota, Metazoa, Chordata, Actinopteri, Salmoniformes, Salmonidae. The coding region runs from base 225 to 1865 and encodes 546 amino acids. The record is from RefSeq and is a predicted model, not a curated record. The transcript is spliced from 12 exons.